This is a messenger RNA of Schistocerca americana (American grasshopper), 1125 nucleotides long. RefSeq lists its product as uncharacterized. Lineage: Eukaryota; Metazoa; Arthropoda; Insecta; Orthoptera; Acrididae. The coding region runs from base 1 to 1125 and encodes 374 amino acids. The transcript has 10 exons. The record is from RefSeq and is a predicted model, not a curated record.
AUGGCGCACCGCCGGCUGCGGCCCGCACGGCUCUCCGAACAGCUGGACGCGCUGCAGCUGCUCGCCUACCCCCUGUCCGUGUCGCCAGAGCUGCACCUCAACGCAGAACUCGAGCCGGAGCUUGGCGUGGAACACUUGGCUGAUUUACGAUACCCAGACGGCGAUCCUCCAUGUCACUUUUGCUGCCAGCAAACCAGCACAUCCAUUCACGAUGAGAAUCGUCUCAAGAUAGUUAGCGGUGGUUUGGUUCGUAGCAGAGACGGAAGUCGAGAUGACACAGGGACCCAUUACAUGAACUUACCAUCUCCAAACGUCCAACACGAAGGCAACCAGGAGACGGUGUUCCACAGCGUGCCGCGCGGGGAGAGCCAGAGCGAGCUGCAGCAGGCCCAGGCGCGGCUCGAGGCGGCCAGCGAGGCGGAGCGCUCGGCGCAGGCCGGCGGCGGCGGCGAGGACGACCAGGAGCAGGAGCAGCCGCCGCCCGCCUCCGCGCUGACGCGCCGCCGAGCGCUCGUGCCGCCCAAGCUCAUCACCGACUCCGUCGACGACCGCCGCCUGUCCGCGGGUUCAGACAACUCUCAGCGAACUCGCCGCAGCUCCAUCGUGGUCAUCCCCCCAAUGCAGAUCUGCCCAGGCGAUCUCCUGGUGUACAGCAAAGUACUCACCAAUCGUAACAAUCUCUUGGAUAUUGAUGGUUCAACGACAAGUCUUGCUGUAUCUGACACAGGCACUGAUAGUAAGAGAAGACCGUGGUCAAUGAAUAUUCCACAGUCCUGGCUGCUUCACGGAUCAGCUGAGGAUAUCAAUCGGCCCGAAUUUCCAAGCGGAUCUUUGCGAAGACAAAAGCGUAUACGCUACCGAUCGGCGACUACACUUGAUGGGGUGAACUCCAGAAAAGGAAAGAACACAUGGUCACUUUUAAGAUUAUUCGAGCGAUCUAGCCGAGGCAAGUCCGGAAGCAUCUGCGGGCUGGAAGAGGUUCUGAACUGCCUGCAGCGGAUAGAUUUCGAUGACGAGCAACUGUCACGGUUCCGCGGAAUGUGCUGGAGCGAGUUCGUGCAGUACUGCGAGAAGAAGGAGAAGGCGGGCAGCGGCAGCGGCAGCGGCAGCACGCGCGCAGAGUGA